Messenger RNA from Fukomys damarensis (Damara mole-rat), 1383 nucleotides. It is a transcript of the gene Rhoa, whose product is annotated as ras homolog family member A. NCBI's taxonomy places the organism in Eukaryota, Metazoa, Chordata, Mammalia, Rodentia, Bathyergidae. The coding region runs from base 79 to 660 and encodes 193 amino acids. The transcript is spliced from 5 exons. The record is from RefSeq and is a predicted model, not a curated record. Gene Ontology annotation, biological process: cell migration; small GTPase-mediated signal transduction; stress fiber assembly. Gene Ontology annotation, cellular component: dendritic spine; cleavage furrow. Gene Ontology annotation, molecular function: GTP binding; GTPase activity.
CCUUUCAUCUGAGAAGUUCAAGGUACUUUGUACAAGUUUGCUACACAGGCCCUGUGUUUUGCAGUACAUUUGUAAGUGAUGGCUGCUAUCCGAAAGAAACUGGUGAUUGUAGGUGAUGGAGCUUGUGGCAAGACAUGCUUGCUCAUAGUCUUCAGCAAGGAUCAGUUCCCAGAAGUGUAUGUGCCUACAGUGUUUGAGAACUACGUGGCAGAUAUUGAAGUUGAUGGAAAGCAGGUAGAGUUGGCUUUGUGGGACACAGCUGGACAGGAAGAUUAUGAUCGCCUGAGACCUCUCUCCUACCCAGACACCGAUGUUAUACUGAUGUGUUUCUCCAUUGACAGCCCUGAUAGUUUAGAAAACAUCCCAGAAAAAUGGACCCCAGAAGUAAAGCAUUUUUGUCCCAAUGUACCCAUUAUCCUGGUUGGGAACAAGAAGGAUCUUCGGAACGAUGAGCACACAAGACGAGAGUUAGCCAAGAUGAAGCAGGAGCCAGUAAAACCUGAAGAAGGCAGAGAUAUGGCAAACAGGAUUGGUGCCUUUGGGUACAUGGAAUGUUCAGCGAAGACCAAAGAUGGAGUGAGGGAGGUUUUUGAAAUGGCCACAAGAGCUGCUCUGCAAGCCAGGCGUGGGAAGAAAAAAUCUGGGUGCCUUGUCUUGUGAAACCUUGCUGCAAGCACAGCCCUCAUGCGGUUAAUUUUGAAGUGCUGUUUAUUAAUCUUAGUGUAUGAUUACUGGCCUUUUUCAUUUAUCUAUAAUUUACCUAAGAUUACAAAUCAGAAGUCAUCUUGCUACCAGUAUUUAGAAGCCAGCAAUGAUUAUUAAUGAUGUCCAACCCACCUGACCUGCCAGGAUCCUUCUGACACUGCUCUAACAGCCCUCUGCACUCCACCUGACACACCAGGCGCUAAUUCAAAGAAUUUCUUAACUUCUUGCUUCUUUCUAGAAAGAGAAACAGUUGGUAACUUUUGUGAAUUAGGCUGUAACUACUUUAUAACUAACAUGUCCUGCCUCUAUAAUCUGUCAGUUGCAGGGAACUCUGAAGAGUCCCUACUUCAGAGCCUUACUCCUCAUGAAGUUCGUUGGCCUAGCUCUGGGGUGGGCAUCCAGUUUUUUUUUAAAACAUGCUCAGCCAGAAGCCCCAAGACUAUGCAGCUGUGGCAGAGUUACAGUUCUGUGGUUUCAUGUUAGUUACCUUACAGUUACCGUGUAAUUAGUGCCACUUAAUGUAUGUUACCAAAAAUAAAUAUAUCUACCCGAGACUAGAUGUAGUAUUUUUUGUAUAAUUGGAUUUCCUAAUACUGAUAUUUGUCAUCCCCACAGAGAAUGUAUUGGUUUUUUUUAAAAAAAAAAAAAAAAAAAAGGAAGUGUAUUUGGAAAUAAAGU